AUGGCUUGUGUUUCUCUAACUUCUCUGAUGAAUACAAUCCAGUUUGAGUUCAUACAAUCCAGCCCGCCCGUGAUUCUUGAUGAAGAUACAGCACAUAUGAUGAAUUCUCUGUACCAGAAUCUUGGUUUCUUGCUCGCCUUUCUGGAGGAAUUCGAGAAGAAACCGGGAAAUGAUGAUGCUACAAUCAAAGAUUUGGAAGCAAAAAUCAGGGACUUUGCUCUUUCCGCAGAAGACGGAAUUGAAUCAAAUCUGACAAACAUUUACAUGGAGGCGGAGGAGGCGGCAGCUAAAGAUAAAGAUAUGAUGCUCUGUCAGAAGCUACGGCAAGUAGCCGACGACACUCACCAGUUUGUCAACAGAGUUAAACGAGAAUACUAUGAUUCUACCGUCCAAGAUUCGCCAAAGGUACAUACCGUUUCGUCAGAGCUUGAGAGCAUUUCGUUGAGCGAAUCUUCACAGCAGUUCUCAAAGCCAAAGGUUGAGGGCAGAAUGGUUGAGCAUAGCAGUUUUAAUUUGCUUACAACGAAUUACACUGCAUGGAUGAACUACAUUAUAUUCAUGGUAAUAAUGUUACCGAAGAAUAUAUUUAAUUGGUGUGUAAGUAAAUUGAGCAUUUGGUUGGGCGAAUCUCCAAAGCCAAAGGUCGAGGGCAGAAUGGUUGGGCAUAGCAGUGAACUGAAUACAAUAAAAGAUCAGCUCACUCGUCCGCCAUCUGGAAAACGAAAAGUCAUUUCAAUUCUUGGAAUGAGUGGUAUCGGUAAGACAACUUUAGCAAGGAGACUUUAUGAAGAUCCAUCAGUCAUAUCCCACUUUGGAAUUUGCGCAUGGACUACUGUGUACCAAGAAGUUAAUCUCAGACGCGUACUCUGCGACCUUCUUCAGUCCUUUAGCUUCUCCUCCACCCAAGUGAAUACUAACGGAAGCACAAGCGAACUGGCCCAACAAUUGCAGAAGUGUUUGAAGUGUACGAGGUAUCUGGUCGUGGUGGAUGACGUAUGGGAAACCAGUGUUUGGGAUUAUCUCACCAGAUGUUUUCCUGAAAGUGGUGGCAGUAGAGUAUUGCUGACCACUCAGCUAAAAGAGAUUGCUGACUACACUGCUACUUCAGGUACCUAUCUUCAUAACUUGCAUUUUCUAGAUUCUAACGAGAGUUGGGAUCUAUUCCGCAAUAACCUUUUUUGCAAACAACCCUUGCCUUCCAAAUUUGAGACAAUUGGAAGGAACAUUGUGGACAAGUGUAGAGGAUUACCCCUCGCGAUUGUUGUAGUUGCUGGACUUGUAUCCAAACUCAACAACACACUUGAUGAUUGGGAGAAUGUUGAGAAAGAAAUAAGUUGUCUUGCUAGUACAGAUCUUGGUGAACAGUGUUCAAGAAUACUGAAUUUAAGCUACAACCACUUACCUCAGCAUUUGAAAGCUUGCUUUUUGUAUUUAGGAGUUUUCUAUGAAAAUAGUGAAAUUCCUGUUAAAAAGCUUGUUAGGCUUUGGGUGGCAGAGGGAUUUGUGAAGUUAGUGAAUGACAAGAGAUUGGAGGAAGUGGGUGUUGAGUAUUUACAAGACCUUAUUAGUAGAAGUUUAGUCCUAAUUCACAGGUGUAAACCUAACGGCCAAAUCAAGACAUGUAGGAUGCAUAAUCUCCUGCAUGGGCUGUGCAUAAGAGAAGCCAGAAAGCUAAACCUUUUGUACGUUGAAGACGAUGGUUAUGAUCAUGUUGGGGCUUGUCGUUGGCUAAGCUUUAGAUCACCAAAGCCCAAGAAUUAUGAUAUAAUUCGCAACAAUUACAAAAAAGCUCGUUCUCUUUUGUGCUUGCAUAAUGAUGAUGAGAUGGCAAUGGUGAAUGAUCCAAAGCCUGUAAGUUCUUCUAAAAUACCUUGCUUGGUCUCUGGGCUCGGAGGGUCUCGAGAUUAUACUGUCUAA
Molecule: messenger RNA, 1917 nt
Organism: Ipomoea nil (Japanese morning glory)
Lineage: Eukaryota; Viridiplantae; Streptophyta; Magnoliopsida; Solanales; Convolvulaceae
Product: putative late blight resistance protein homolog R1A-4
Exons: 3
Coding region: 1-1917 (638 amino acids)
Biological process (GO): defense response to other organism
Molecular function (GO): ADP binding
Source: RefSeq, a predicted model, not a curated record